AUGCCGGGCAGGUCAGAGCCAGAACCUGUGCGGCGCCCCAGAAUGAUGAUCAAUGUCUUGGAGGAAAUCUCCUCUGAGUACACCUAUGCCUCCUUCAAGCGACAUGAGGAGGGACCCCUACCAGAGGUGCCCAAGGAGAUCUGGGACGAAGCCCGUUCACAGCUCCGUGUGCAUUUCCAGGCAUUUCUGGGUCAAUGGGAAAUAUUGGGACUGGAACACGAGGAGCAUCGAGAACGAGCUGCGGAGCGCAGACGGUUAGAGAAGGAAGAGAAGGAGAACGAGGAGGAGAAGAAAGCCCUUGAAGAUUCUUCCGCAGUGUUGGUCCCACGGCGGCAGAAUGCACCCGUUGGGCAGAUGGAACGGCGACUGUGGGCUGAAGCAGUGGAAGAAGUUGAGGAACAUCAUGAGACUCACAAGAAUGAAGACGGCAAGCCCGAUCCGGACUCUUUGCUGGGCAAGCUCAUGAAGGCACGCAGUUUUGAUCAGUUUCGUCUAGAGAAGCUGAGCCCUUUGUCCUGGUUGGUGCACGUGAAUCCGAACCAAGACCGUCCUGAUGAGCAGUUCGACGAAGACACCGAGGCCAAAAAAGUGGCCAUGUCAGAGCUUCUCAAAAAGGGUGGACAUGGCAAUGGCGAGGACCUCAAGCAGCAAUUCGAGGAGCUGCAAGCACAAGCAAAAAAGAAGGCGAAUCAAGCCAAAAAGGUGUUUGAAGAGAAGCUGGCCGCAGAGAAGAAGAAAUUAGCUGAGAAGCAGAAGGCAGCGAAGGAACGCUUGGAGCAUGAGCUGAAGUCAAAGCAACUUAAGGACCAGAUUCUGAUCAUGAAGGAACAGCAAGAGGAGGCGCGUGUCCAGGAAGAUUCCAUCCAGAUGGGGAUCAGUUUGUACUGCUGGGCCUUGAUGAUGCCCUUUGGUUACGAGGCAGGCCUUCUCCUAGAGCAAAAGAGACAAGGUGUUGGCAUCUUUGAAUGCGACGAGUGGGCUGUCUACAGCAACCAAUCCAUGAUGGCAGAUGGAAGUCCUUUUCCGUUCCCUGUGCAUGAGGUCACAGGCCCCAAUGGGGAACCGAUCUCCCUCUUUGUGCCACUGGGUGGGCGAUGGCACACUGCCUUGAACCGUCCCUCGGUGUGA
Messenger RNA from Cladocopium goreaui, 1128 nucleotides. Lineage: Eukaryota; Dinophyceae; Suessiales; Symbiodiniaceae. The record is from the annotation of a GenBank genome assembly.